CGACAAGGCACACGGUUUAUUCCGGUUAACUAAGGAUGGGAGGACUUUGGAGCGCCAAAUGCCAAAUCAAUUAAGUGCUCAUCCCCUCAAGCUUUUCCGCCUCAGUGUCAUAUGAGCUCUCGCGGAAAAAUAACAAAACUGAAACGCGACAUGGUGAUUGGUGGAAAGCCACUGCUGAUUGGCAUAAAAUUGCUUCUGCUGUCAAUCACGAGAGGAGGGACCAAUCCGAACGCGCGGUAAUCUUAUCCGGCAUACGACAAGUUCACAUGGAGGAGUCAAGUUCGUGAACGAUAAAAACUCGAUGAUAUCUGCGUAGCGAAACCCUGCAGUUCAGAUGAACGGCACUACGAGCAUCGUGCGUAAGACUAUCGCGGGGAUGUUUGACUGCUUCACGCAACCUCACAACACGGCGGCCUUCCCGCAGUUCAUGCUAACGCGUCCACAGCUUAUUCCCGCCGCCGAGACCACCGACUGGCCCCAGGAAAACAUCUACUCCACUAUCCAGUACCAAGAAGCACCUCUACCACCGGCGCAUAUUCCAGGUUUUCCAGGCCAGGCUGGAUUAGAGCAAUAUGCAAGCUACGGGGCCCAAGGGGUGUUUAAUAUGCAGUCUAGUUAUCCUGGUAGUUCAGCCGGGAAUGCCUUAUUCGCAGCUCGAGACUUCCUGCUUCUUCGAGAACAACGUGGUUUCACCAGCUACCCGCCGCCUCCUACGGACUCGAGCGCUCAGGUGGGUUACCCGUCGAGCGAAAGCUUCCAACCAACUACUCACUCACUGCACCACGGGUCGUUAUCUCCGAUCGUUACGCGCGCGCCGGGAGCCCACGAAAAUAACCCCGAAAAUGCCGGCUUGUUUUCCAACGGCGCCGAGUCAAGCGGCCGUACAUCAGCGCCUUCGAUCGUCAGUAAUUCCAGCCCGGAGUCACAGGGAAGUGUGGCGAGUACGCCUCACACAGUGCAUUCAGCCCUACAGGGACACAGAGAGAUACAAAAGAGGCAGUCACUCAGCCCGAGCUCACACGAGGGGAUUUCUAUAGAGCCUAAGACACUGGUCGUCAACUCUACCGCACCACAACACCCACCACAACACGCGCUUAAGCUGACUCCCAAUGGAGCAUUCUUCCGGUUUAUGCGUUCACCAGCGAAAGAUAAUUUCUCUUGUAAAUGGAUAGAUUGUACCGAGAAAGUGAGUUUGUUGUGCGAUAAGGUCUUUUCUUGUAUGGAUGAGCUGGUCAAGCACAUUACCAUCGAGCACGUGAAUGGACGUGACAGUACGCAGCACGUCUGCUGUUGGGAGAGUUGCGAUCGAGCGGGGAAGCCCUUCAAAGCGAAAUACAAGCUAGUAAAUCACAUCCGGGUACACACGGGAGAAAAGCCCUUCGUCUGCCCAUUCAGUAGCUGCAACAAGCUUUUCGCGCGCUCGGAAAAUUUGAAAAUUCACAAGCGCACACAUACAGGAGAGAAGCCUUUUGAGUGCGAGUUCAAAGGCUGCAACCGGCGCUUUGCUAACUCAAGCGAUCGCAAGAAACACUCGCACGUUCACACGUCAGAUAAGCCGUACAAUUGCCGCUAUAGUGGUUGCGAGAAAAGCUACACUCAUCCCAGUUCACUCCGAAAACACCUGAAGGCUCACUUUAAAUGUGGGGAUAACCCUGCGGGAAUUUAUGACAAUAACAACGAUUUAGAAACUCCAGUUCCGCCUCACCGCGAAUCCAAAACAGCAAGAAUCAAUGGUUGGCUCCCAAGUUCAGAACACACGGCAGAGCUGGGGCCUCUCUUGAAACAGGAACCGGUUUCGUAGAUAUUCAACAGAUAGUUAGGCACUUUCUUAAACUUUAUUGGAUUUGAGUGCUCAUAUUACGCGCAAUUUGUUUGGGACGUAAGUUGUUAUUCUUAGAUUAGAUAAGUAUUUUAAUGCGGUUUCAGGUUUUUGUGGGGAAUUUUUCUCCAUUGCUUCGUACGUGUUUUACAUUAAAGGCUCUUUGUGCCGACUCAAAUUCCAUUCCUUCACCAGCAGAUUUUUAGCACCGCUAUUUAAAUUGAAGAUUCGUGUGUGUUAUUUUAUCAAUUAACUAAUUAUCUUCAUGCAGUUUAUAGAAGUACUCGUUCAUAGGCGGUAUAACCGGUAUAACCGAAAUGGGGGGAAUUUUAGCAAGUUUUUGUACUGAGUUAAUAAGCGGGUUUUUACAAUAGGUUGCGGACAGUGUUCGGUUGCGAACAGUAUUUCCUUAUUUUGUGGUGUUUUAUAUUUGACAUAGUUUUCUAACACUUCUAUGAAAUAUUUACUUUAGAAAAAAAAACUUUUUAAUCUUAAAACAAUCUAAAACUCGUGAUUUUUGUAAGUAAACGCAUUCGCAUAAAAUGACAUUACAACAACUGCGUUCAUCCUUAAAGUUUUUUGUAUAGAUAAAUUAGAAUAAAAAUUAGACUGUUUGUAUACUAGUUUAUUAUAUAUAAAUUAGAAAAAAAUCACACUAUUUGUGAGUCUAGAGCUCUCAUUCCCCUUCUAUGAAGGUCAAUUAUAUCUAGCAGAUAUGAGCGAUUAUCGUCUUCGCACAUUGAUAAGAUUGUUACUUUAGAAAAAUAUUGAAAACCGAUGAGCUAGGCUUAAACUCAAAUAGCAGAUACAAUUUGAUUAAUCUAUUUAACAAAUGUCAUUUAUAUAGGGAAAUAUUAUUUGAAUAAACAUUUUUCACGGUAAAAA
Molecule: messenger RNA, 2704 nt
Organism: Nematostella vectensis (starlet sea anemone)
Lineage: Eukaryota; Metazoa; Cnidaria; Anthozoa; Actiniaria; Edwardsiidae
Product: zinc finger protein ZIC 4
Exons: 1
Coding region: 335-1801 (488 amino acids)
Biological process (GO): regulation of transcription by RNA polymerase II; central nervous system development
Cellular component (GO): nucleus
Molecular function (GO): DNA-binding transcription factor activity, RNA polymerase II-specific; RNA polymerase II cis-regulatory region sequence-specific DNA binding
Source: RefSeq, a predicted model, not a curated record